This is a messenger RNA of Tetrahymena thermophila SB210, 2164 nucleotides long. Its product is annotated as tRNA (uracil-5)-methyltransferase. The record is from RefSeq and is a predicted model, not a curated record. Gene Ontology annotation, molecular function: RNA methyltransferase activity; nucleic acid binding. Gene Ontology annotation, biological process: RNA processing. The transcript has 3 exons. NCBI's taxonomy places the organism in Eukaryota, Ciliophora, Oligohymenophorea, Hymenostomatida, Tetrahymenidae.
CAAAUAAUAUGUAGAGAUUUUUUAGUAUAUUAAAUAAAUAAACACUAAUUAACAAAUCUUUUGUUUCUAAAUUCAUUGUAUAAACCAAUAAGUAUACAAAUACAGUUAUUAAUAAAAUUAACUACUUGAAUUUUAGUAAACAUAUUUAUUUUAUGAGUACAAGUCCUUAAAAAGAAGACAUUCUUUAGCAAGAGAAUGGUAGUGAAUAGAUAUAGCAAGAUGUCCUCUUAGGCAAGCGUAGUCUUCCUAAAGAUGCAAUCACUGAAAAUUAAGUUAAAGAAAACUUAGUUAAAGAUGAUGGAGAUGUUGCAAUUGGAGAUUAAGAAAAUGCUGAAGCUGAAAAUGAUGAUAACGAUGAUGAAAAUGGAUCUGAAAAAAGCGAUGGAGAAGAUAUUUUUGAAAAAGAUGAUGUAGAACUUGAAUGGGUUUGUUUGAGAGGAGUUGAGAGAUAUGAUUAAGAGAGAUAAGUCUUAAAGAUGCUUCAUCGUAAUUUUGCAGAUGAGAAAUUCCAAUUUACAAAAAUUAGCAAACCAAAAAAGAAAAAUAUGGCAUUCAUUUAAUUCGCUAACACAGAAGAACGUAAUCGCUUUAUUUAAUCUUUAAAAAAUAAGAAGUUCUCUAAGAAGUAAAAACGCAUGAAAGUACGUCCUGCAUUUAAAGGAGAUAGAAAUUUGAAUGGAGGAGUAGCAGUUAGUCAAUUAGAAUAAUAGAAUAGUGCUUAACAUUAACAAUAAUAACGUUAAUAGCAACCUCCUAAAUAAGCUUCUAAGGAAGAUAUUGAAAAGGAACUUUAAAUCCCUCUUGAAGAGAGAGUUUGUCCUCUAUGGAAAACUCCUUAUGAAGAAUAAUUAGAAAUCAAAAAGAAAGAUUUUAUUGAAAUCAUCAAAAAUUUCCAAAAGCGUGCUAAAGAUAGCAUAAGAAGCGAUGAAUCAACACCAAUUUGGGUAACCCGUGAACCAAAAAUAACAGAUUUUUUGGAGUGCGAUGAAUAAUAUAGAUUCCAUUAUAGAAACAAGACUGAAUUCACAAUUGGUUUGAAUCAUUUAGGAGAAAUAAAAGUUGGCUAUAACCGCACAAAUUUUGAUAAGGGUAUUGCAUUUAUAGAUGAUGCUAAUAAGAAUUGUGUUUCUUCUAAAGAAUCAGUGAUUCUUGCUUAACAACUUGAAAAUUAUAUCAAGGAAACUGGACUUCCUGUAUACGACAGAUUUGUCCAUUAAGGAUUUUGGAGAUAUUUUGUGGUAAGAUAGAGCUUUAAGACAAAAGAAAUCCUGAUAAAUAUUGUAGCUAAAGGCUCUUACUGCUCUGACGCUACUUAAUUUGAAUAAAUUAAAUAAGGCUUGAUAAAAAUAUUCCAAAAAGAAAGUCUUCCUGAAAACUUUGAAUACAAUAUAACAUCAAUAGGAUUUUAAUCAUACGAAGCACCUUCUGACAGCAUCCCCUAAGAUGGAUAGAUUGAUAUAAUUUAUGGAUCUAGAUCAUACAAAGAAAAUAUUCUAGGUAAAACAUUUGAUAUAUCUGCUAAUGCUUUCUUACAAGUUCAUACACCUUAAUGUGAGAGAUUGUAUAAGUUGAUAGGAAGCUUAACAGGAGAAUUGAAUGAAAAAACUAUCUUUUUGGAUAUAUGUUCUGGUAUUGGAACUAUAGGUAUUUGCUUAGCUAAUUCUGCUAAGGAAGUUAUUGGUAUUGAAAUGGUUGAAACCGCUUGCAAUGAUGCUAAAAUUAAUAUAGAAUAAAAUGGAAUUACAAACUAUAAGGUAAUUUGCUCAAAAGUUGAAGAUGUGAUUAAUGAAAUCGUUGGCCCUCUUGCCGGAUAAUAUAAAAUUAUUGGUGUUGUUGAUCCUCCUAGACCUGGUCUUCAUGCUAAUGUAGUUAAAGCUAUGCGUACCUGUAAAGGUCUUGACCAUUUAGUUUAUGUUGCUUGUAACCCAGUAGCUGUAACUGAUAAUUUAUUAGCUUUAUGCCUCCCUGAAUCAAAGCGUAGAAGAGCACCAGCUUUUCAUCUCACUAAAUAUUAUGGAUGUGAUUUAUUCCCAUAAACAAAACAUUUUGAAGGUAUCUUUUAUUUGGAAAGAUAUCCUAAUUAUGAUGAGUAUAAAUGAAAAUUGUUUUAUUUAUUUAUAACUAGAUGUGUAGUAAUUGAAUUAGAAUAAAAUUCUUAUCAGCA